UCACUUUCGUUUGGGAAUGGAAAGGAACUAGCUAGUCUAGUCAACGCUUCUCUCCCUUUUUUCUUUUUACCGAAUUAAUUAGUCGCAGCAACGCGGUUUUCUUUGGAUACAAGGUUUCUGAUGUAACAACUGGGUUGGGGUGACAUUGUUCACUUUUGCCUUUGUUCAUUGAACUCCUCUUCUUCUGCUUCUUUCUUCUUCUUGUUCUUCUGCUUCAUGGAACACAUAUGGAGUCAUUUGCGUUGUCUUCCGCUAGAUAAAAUGGUUGGCUUUGUUGAACAUCAUAUAUACCCUAUCAAUAAUGAGGAGAAGGGUCAGCGAGAUUUGCGUCGUCUUCUGCUAGGUAAAAUGGUUGGCUUUGUUGAACAUCAUUUAUACCCUAUCAAUAACGAGGUGGGCAAAGGUUUGUCCCUAGACGCCCAAGUUCAAAAGUUGGCUUCUCAGCAUUGGAUUGAAGCUAUUGUUCCCGAGGGCGAUUUGAUGGGAGCUACAGAUCCAGAAUUAACCGUGCAACGCAUGUCAUCUUAUGCGAUUUCUGCAAGCAUAUUUCUUUGGAUUUUCUUGAUAUACAGCCAGACGCUACUGGCAAAGUAUUUGGCCACAAAAGCAAGAGUCUCCAUUUUCAUAGCUGUUGACAUGCUUGGAUUGUUAAGUUUCAUGGUGCUUGCUUGGGCUGUGGGUGUUAAGAUUCUUGUUGGUGGAAAACUCUCUCGCAUGAACUGUAGUAUGUUCCUCCUUUGGGCCAUUCUUAAGCUUUUCAAAUCAGAUAACUCGAUUGAUGCGGUUUACCUUCCAAUACUCGGAAUAUUCUUCAUCGGGUGGCAUGCAAUGUCCUCACUGGACACCAAAUACCAAAACUGUUGAACACGUGUUGAGUUCUCUUGAUCUGUGUUUGCAUAUGCCUCAGCAUUCGAACAUAUGUUAUCUAGGGUGCGCCUCUCCUUUGAUAUAGUGUGUGGUAUGAGGCAUAUGCCGCAGCUCUUUUAGAUAUAUAUCAAAUAGAAAUAAAUUUCUCACUAGAGAAUGCUUUUCUUUUGUUUCAUAUUAAGCAUGCGAGGAUGCUUGCUUGUACUUAUCGUGUUUGUAAUUUGAAGGUGUGUGAUAUAUAUUGUAUUGCUGUUGGAACUUACCAUUCAGCAGUAGGAUUCUACCCAACUUUGGGGGCGUAAUUAUUCUACGAAUGAAAUAUCCUAUGCUUAAUUAUUCAAUAGAAA
This is a messenger RNA of Arachis duranensis, 1214 nucleotides long. RefSeq lists its product as uncharacterized. The record is from RefSeq and is a predicted model, not a curated record. The coding region runs from base 217 to 864 and encodes 215 amino acids. Lineage: Eukaryota; Viridiplantae; Streptophyta; Magnoliopsida; Fabales; Fabaceae. The transcript has 4 exons.